AUGUCAGAGAAGAAGCCACGCGGCUCGGACACUCGUCCUAAAUGUGGCCUCCGCAGUUGGAGUGCAGACAGCUACGUCUGGCGAGGGAAGAAGCGCUCCCGGAGCUCUCGCAAUGGCUCGAGUCCCGGAGGGCUGGAGGUGGAGGGCACGGAGGAGCUGGGUGUGAGGUCGACUUCCUGUCCGAGGCGGCGCAGAGAGAGAAAGUGUAGCUGCAGCACUCUCGGGGAUUCACUGACUUCUGCAGACAUGGAUGUGGUCUGUCGGAAGGCCCUGUCCCGGCGCUCUCUGCGGCAGAAGUUUCAGGACGCUGUGGGCCAGUGUUUCCCUCUGCGCUCGCACCAUCACCACCAUCAUCACCACCAUCCAUCGGGCUCCUCACGACCUUUUUCUGUGCUCUUCUGGUCCAAACGCAAGAUCCACGUCUCAGAGCUCAUGCAGGACAAGUGUCCCUUCUCGCCUAAAUCUGAACUGGCCCGAUGUUGGCACCUUAUAAAGAAUCACGCCUCCCACCAAAGUGCCCUGAAAGACAUGGAGGCUCCACUCAAACCCAGCGUCUCCUCCUCCUCUACCUCCCCGCCACAGACUCCCCUCUCCUGGGACGACAUCUGCUGCUCUCCUGGGCCCGGGGGCACCAGUCUGGAGGACUGGGACCCUUCUCGUCCUCACGGGGGAGCAGAGGGCCGCUGUGGUCAUACUGACUACAUCCUGGUCCCGGAUCUGCUCCAGAUCAACAACAGCUCCUGUUACUGGGGCGUGUUGAACCGCUUCGAGGCGGAGGAGCUGCUGGAGGGAAAACCAGAGGGGACAUUCCUGCUCCGGGACUCUGCCCAGGACGAGUUCCUCUUCUCGGUCAGCUUCCGCCGCUACAGCCGCUCCCUGCACGCACGCAUCGAGCAGAACGCCAAGCGGUUCAGCUUUGACGUGCGGGACCCGUGCAUGUACCAGGACCCCAGUGUGACGGGACUGCUGAGGCACUACAGCGACCCGGCCACCUGCCUCUUCUUUGAGCCGCUGCUGUCCCUGCCGCUGCCCAGGACCUUCACCUUCACCCUGCAGCACCUGUGCAGGGCCGUGAUCUGCAACCACACCACCUACCAGGGCAUCGACAACCUGCUGCUGCCUCCUCAGCUCAGGGACUACCUCCGGCAGUACCACAUCAAGUGUGACGGGGCCUGCGCUGUGUGA
Molecule: messenger RNA, 1185 nt
Organism: Centropristis striata (black sea bass)
Lineage: Eukaryota; Metazoa; Chordata; Actinopteri; Perciformes; Serranidae
Gene: socs4
Product: suppressor of cytokine signaling 4
Exons: 1
Coding region: 1-1185 (394 amino acids)
Biological process (GO): phosphatidylinositol phosphate biosynthetic process; intracellular signal transduction
Cellular component (GO): phosphatidylinositol 3-kinase complex
Molecular function (GO): 1-phosphatidylinositol-3-kinase regulator activity
Source: RefSeq, a predicted model, not a curated record